UGUAUAUGGGAGGGCGUACAUGUAUACACAUUUGGAUUCUGAUUACAUGUGUACGUAGCAUUCUCGGCGUCAGAAUCGAAUGUGAAUGCAGCACUGCGCAGCGUUGAAACGUCAAGUCAAGAGAAAAUGUCGAAGUCCGACGAUAGGAAAAUCAAAGACACGUCAGGCACAGCCUUUCGUAAAAUUGAUGUCGACCAGUAUAACGAGAAUAAUUUUAAAGAGGAAGAUCCCGACCAAGGAGUCACCGGACCUACUGGACCAGACGAGAAUGAGAUACUCUCACUCCUUAGCCAGGGUAAACAUGCUGAAGCUUUAAUUUCCGUUCUAAAAUCAGCUCCCCUAGGGUGUAAAAACCAGCAAGUUAAGGACAAUGCUCGAAACUUGACUCAAAAAGUACUACUAAGUAUAAAAACAAAUCAAAUGGAUGAUUGCAUAGCUCAACUGGAUCGUGAUCUGCAGGAUAAUCUGAUGAAAUACAUAUACCGUGGUUUUGAAAUACCAAAUGAAGGUAGCAGUGGACAUUUAUUGGUGUGGCAUGAAAAACUAUAUAAUGUUAGUGGAGUGGGCAGUAUUGUUAGAGUACUUGCCGAUAGUAAAAGAGCUUGA
Phymastichus coffea is the source of this 606-nucleotide messenger RNA. It is a transcript of the gene Arpc5, whose product is annotated as actin-related protein 2/3 complex subunit 5-A. Gene Ontology annotation, molecular function: actin filament binding. Bases 127 to 606 code for a protein of 159 amino acids. Gene Ontology annotation, biological process: cell migration; Arp2/3 complex-mediated actin nucleation; regulation of actin filament polymerization. The record is from RefSeq and is a predicted model, not a curated record. The transcript has 3 exons. Gene Ontology annotation, cellular component: actin cytoskeleton; Arp2/3 protein complex; cytoplasm. NCBI's taxonomy places the organism in Eukaryota, Metazoa, Arthropoda, Insecta, Hymenoptera, Eulophidae.